This is a messenger RNA of Sardina pilchardus (European sardine), 2883 nucleotides long. RefSeq names its product carboxypeptidase vitellogenic like (gene cpvl). The transcript is spliced from 13 exons. The record is from RefSeq and is a predicted model, not a curated record. Gene Ontology annotation, biological process: proteolysis. Gene Ontology annotation, molecular function: serine-type carboxypeptidase activity. NCBI's taxonomy places the organism in Eukaryota, Metazoa, Chordata, Actinopteri, Clupeiformes, Clupeidae. The coding region runs from base 249 to 1688 and encodes 479 amino acids.
CACACAUUGCAAAGCAACUUCUGCUGACCGUGCAGGAGUUCCAACGUCUGCUCGCACAUUUCAUUUUCCUUUAAAAGGAGAAGCUUUUAAACGGAACGACCCUUAAAUCACAUGACCUGCUGAUCCACACACUCGAGAUCAUGUGACUGCCCUCAGCUGCGGCGUGAUUUCACACAGUUGCCCAGUGCAGACUAUUGCGCGGUUGCUCUGCUUAGUCUUCUGCGAGUUUCGGCCAGGGAAACGCAAGGAUGCUGAAGGAGACGGUCUGUCUCCUCGCGCUGCUAGCGGUCCUCGUAGAGCCGGUUCGGUCCCGGGGCUGCUCCAGCUUCUUCUGCCGGAAGUCCCAUCGCGUGAGCAGCGGAAGCGGCGGGCCGGACCCCGGGAAACCCCUGUUCCUGACGCCGUACCUCGAGGACGGACGGAUAGAUGAGGCUAGGAAGUUAAGUCUGGUGGGCCCUCUGCCUGGAGCCAAUGUGAAGAGCUACUCUGGGUACCUGACCGUCAACAAGGCCUACAACAGCAACCUCUUCUUCUGGUUCUUCCCCUCACAGGAGAGGCCUGAGUCAGCACCUGUGUUGCUAUGGCUACAGGGGGGACCUGGCGGCACUUCCAUGUUUGGGCUGUUUGUGGAGCACGGCCCUUACGUAGUGUACCCCAACAUGACACUGGGCCUAAGGGAUUACCCAUGGACCUCUCACUACUCCGUGCUCUACAUCGAUAACCCGGUUGGCACAGGUUUCAGCUUCACAGAUGACGACAAAGGCUUUGCCCAGAAUCAGGAUGACGUUGGGAGGGACCUGUACAGUGCACUGGUUCAGUUCUUCCAGAUCUUCAAAGAGUAUCAAGCAAACGACUUCUAUGCCACUGGAGAGUCCUAUGCAGGGAAGUAUGUGCCAGCCAUCGGAUACUACAUCCAUAAGAACAAUCCCUCAGCCAAAGUCAAGAUCAACUUCAAAGGCGUCGCCAUCGGCGAUGGACUGUGUGACCCAGAGCUGAUGUUGGGUGGCUAUGGGGAUUUCCUGUACCAGACGGGGAUGGUGGAUGAGCUGCAGAGGGAGUACGUGAAGAGCCAGACGGACCGCGGGGUGACCCUCAUCCAGCAGGAGCAGUGGGUGGAGGCCUUUGAGGUGUUUGACAGCUUACUGAACGGGGAUAUCCUGCCCUACCCGUCUUUCUUCCAGAACGCCACCGGCUGCACCAACUACUUCAACUACCUGCAGUGCCAGGAGCCGGCGGAUCAGGAGUACUUUGCGAGCUUCGUGACGCAGGCGUUGGUGCGGAGCAGCAUCCACGUGGGGAACCUGACGUUCCACGACGGAACCGAAGUGGAGAAGCACCUGCUGCAAGACGUCAUGAAGAGCAUCAAGCCCUGGCUAGCAGUACUCAUGGACCACUACAGGGUGCUGAUCUACAGUGGUCAGCUGGACGUGAUCGUGGCGGCUCCUCUGACGGAGCGGUUCCUGCCCACCGUCAACUGGACCGGAGUGGACCGGUACAAGAAGGCGGAGCGGUUCCCGUGGCGACUGCAGCCUGGCGACCCUGAGGUGGCCGGAUACGUGCGGCAGGUCGGGGAGUUCUUCCAGGUGAUCGUGCGUGGGGGCGGGCACAUACUUCCCUACGACCAACCCCAGAGGUCCUUUGACAUGAUUGACAGGUUCCUGUCCACUAAGGGCUUCUCUGCUAACUGAUGCGGAGAGGAGAGGCGGAGUCCUGGUGCCUUAAGCCCCGCCCCCACCUGAGUCUCCAGAGGAAGCGAUUUAACUAAUGAACUUUUAAUCACACACACACUCACACACACACACACACACACACACACAAUCAAUCUCUCUCUCUCACACACACACACACACACACACACACUCACUCAAUCUCUCUCACACACACACACACACACACACACACACACACACACACACUCACUCAAUCUCUCACACACACACACACACACACACACACACACACACACACACACUCAAUCUCUCACACACACACACACACACACACACACACACACACACACACACACUCACUCAAUCUCUCUCACACACACACACACACACACACACACACACACACACACACACACACUCACUCAAUCUCUCUCUCACACACACACACACAAACAUACACACACACACACACACACACAAACAUACACACACACACAUACACACACACACACACACACACACACACACACACACACAAACAUACACACACACACAUACACACACACACACACACACACACACACACACACACACACACACACACACACACACACACACACACACCCACCCUCCCUCAUCCCUGAUGCGUAUAGGACGCUUGAUGACGUCAUCACUGAUGCGUUGAUGUUGUUGAUGACACAUCAGUGGUGCUGUGUUCAUCUGAAACACUCUGUGGGCCACACCCACGUCCACUCUGGUCCAGCUCUUCGUUUUGCUCCGAGUCUGUGUGUGUGUGUGUGUGUGUGUGUGUGUGUGUGUGUGUGUGUGUGUGUGUGUGUGUGUGUGUGUGUUGAACAGGUUUGUGUGUUGAGGAAAGACAGGUGUAUGUGUGUUUGUGUUUGAUCGUUGAGGGAAUAUUAGGUGUGUGUGUGUGUGUUUUAAACAGGCAUGUGGAGGAAAGAGCGAUGUAUGCGAGUGUGUGUGUGUGUGUGUGUGUGUGUGUGUGUGUGUGUGUGCGUGCGUGUUUUAAACAGGCAUGUGGAGGAAAGAGCGAUGUAUGCGAGUGUGUGUGUGUGUGUGUGUGUGUGUGUGUGUUUUAAACAGGCAUGUGGAGGAAAGAGUGAUGUUUGUGAGUGUGUGAGAGUGAGAGAUGUACAUGAUCCUGGUGAUUCUUCUUUGUGAUGCCAAUAAAGACGUCACUUGGACAUCUGAA